AUGGCAACUUCCAGCAGCAACAAGUUUCAUCUUAUCGUCCCUGAUGAAGCUCAGAGUGCUGAGGUCAAAUUGGGGUCUGAUGUCACUAACAGACAGGUGACAGAGGGGAGGAGCUAUGGGGGCAGAACAGGCCUGUCCACUGAAGAGCUGGACAGAGGAAAUGUGUCCUUGAAGCUGAGAGAGUUCAGCGAAUCAAACAUAGGAGUUUACCUGUGUCAGGUCAUCAGUGAAGACACAACAGAUGAGAUAAGAACAAUCAGGAAAGACACAUUAGGGAGACAUUUGGAAAGAGUCUUACAACAAUUAGAAACAAUCACAGAAAAAUCUGGUCUCCUACAAAAUGAAAAAUACCUAGAUAUGAAAUAAUCACAAAUUCAACAAAUAGAAAAACAACUGCUACAAAUGACUAAAUACAUCGAAGAGAAACAGAAUCAGCUUGAGGAGAAAGACAUAGAACUGGAGAAUAUGAGCAAACAGAUGAGUGAGAAAGAGAAACUACUGGAAAGCGCAAUCAAAGAGAUGGAAACCAGUAAACAACUACUGGAGACACUGAGACAGGAGCAAAUAAGACAUGAGGACAUGUUGGAGCAGAAAGAACGGUUGAGGGUUUCAGAGUUGAAUGAAAAAUCCAAAUGUCUUGAAGAAACAAAAUCUCUUCUAGAAGAAAGAGAUAGAAAGAUUAAAGAUCUGGAGAAAGACAAAGAAAAACUUGAUGAAGAACUUCAAGACAAGGACAGACGUCUUAAGGACAUUAAUGUUAAACUGAUGCAAAUAGUCAGAGAGGUUGAAAAGAAACAAAAUCAGCUUCAGGGGAAACACACACAACUGGAGAAUAUAAUUUGCUGGUCAGACGACAUUCUUGAGUUCAGAUUGCUGGUAUGA
Messenger RNA from Sinocyclocheilus grahami, 882 nucleotides. Its product is annotated as putative leucine-rich repeat-containing protein DDB_G0290503. The transcript is spliced from 6 exons. Lineage: Eukaryota; Metazoa; Chordata; Actinopteri; Cypriniformes; Cyprinidae. The record is from RefSeq and is a predicted model, not a curated record.